GCCGGGGCGCGGGUGGGAGGGCCGGCCGGGCGAGCCAGCCAGCCAGCCAGCCACCGGCGAUCGGGCAGCGGGGUGGGGUUCGCCGCUGCAGCCGCCGGAGCUGCCUCUCUCCCGAGCGCACCAGCCGCCUGGCACGGGCGAGCCUGCCCGCCCGGCGCGGCCCCCGGCGGAGCAGUGGCCCCCGCAGCGCCGGCCUGGCCGCCCCGUCCCUGGCUGCCUCCGCGCGGGUGGAUGCGGGGCCGGGCGCCGGCCGGCGGCCGAAGCUGAGCGGCCGCGGAGGAAGAUGGAGUGCGCCCUGGACGCGCAGAGCCUGAUCAGCCUCUCGCUGCGCAAGAUCCACAUCUCGCGCACGCAGCGCGGCGGCCUCAAGCUGCACAAAAACCUGCUGGUCUCCUACGUGCUCCGCAACGCCCGGCAGCUCUACCUGAGCGAGCGGUACGCCGAGCUCUACCGCCGCCAGAGCAGCGCCCUGCCCGGCCAGCCGCACCCGCACCCGCUCUACCCGGACGGCGGCGCGGUGCCCUUGGCCGGGCUGGCCCCCGCGCCCGGCGCCUGCGCUCCCCCGGCGCUGGGCGAGCUGGCCGGCGCGGAUUUCCAGCCGCUCCCCGCGGCCGCCGGGCCGGAGGGCCUCCAGCUGCGGAGCUGCGCGCUGGCCCGGCCGGGCGAGGGCCCCCCGCCGCCGCCCGCCGAGGACGCCCUGGGGCUGCCCGGGCCGGCGGGCGUCUGCCGGGAGCCGGCGCUGCCCUUCUACGCGCCGCGCGCCGCGCCGCCCUGCACCUACGCCGGGUCGGGCGCGGGCGGCGGGGGCGACUUCGGCGCCUCCUGCCUGGCCGGCGCGCCCUCGGGGCCCCCGGGCCCGGCGCACUGCUCCAGCCGCACCACCGUCCUGGACCUGGACACGCACGUGGUGACCACCGUGGAGAACGGCUACCUGCACCAGGACUGCUGCUGCGCGCCCUGCCCGCCAGGCGGCCUCGUGCCCGCCGCCGCCUCCGCCGCCUCGUCCGCCUGCUGCUGCCCGCCGCCGCCGCCCAGCCCGGGCGCCAAGCGCAAGUACGAGCCCGCGGGCGGCGCUGGGGAGCCGCCGCUGCCGCCUCCGCCGCCCGGCGCGUCUUCGCCCUUCGCCCCCUGCGCCAAGCGCGCCCGCUUCGAGGGCUUUCCCGCCGGGCAGGCGCCCGCGCCCUCGCCGCCGCUGCCGCUGCCGCUGCCGCCGCCCUCGCCCCCGCCGGACGCUUCCAACAUCUGCAGCCUCAUCUCCAUCUUCGGCUCCAGCUUCAGCGGGCUGGUGAGCCGGCAGCCGCCGCAGGCGCCGGCGGACUCGGAGCAGCUCUCGAGCGGACAGCUGUGCGGGAAACAGGCGCUGGCCAGCCUGGGGGCUUGGACGCGGGCCAUCGUGGCCUUUUGAGAGCGGCUGGGGGCGGGGGGGCUCUCCCCGCCGCUCGGCCCCCUUUGGGACGGCGGGGCGCAGCCGGAACGGAACGGGGUGGGAGCGAUCCCGAAACAAAGACUGGAGGGGGGGGAAGGCAAGAGUUGGGGAGGGGGGGACGAACCAAGCGAAUGUUUUAUAAAAUUGUACCAUAGACUUUCCUUCGGAGAUUUCAGCUCUUUAUUUUUGCAGCGAGCGGACGAGGAGAUGCGAACCUAUUUAGGCACCGACGAAACGGAAGACGAGCGAAUAAGUUUCUUUUGUUUCUUGACUCCAAGCGCGUUUGAGUUGUAGGGGGUUCCUCUCUCUGGUUUCCAAGCCUUCUUUAAUUUUCUUUUUAGGGGGGGGGCUAGCUCGGAUGCCGCAUAGGGGAAGAGGAGAAGAAAACGAGAUUUGAUUUGGGGAGAUUGGUCCCGCAAGGGUUUAUCCUGCCUACUGGGGGGUGGGAGACCUAAAACUGGAAAAAGGGGGCUCUGGUUUAAUCUUUCUGCAAGGCAGGUGAUCCAUUUCCUCAACCCAUCUUCUAAAAAUCCCCCCUCAAAUGGGAGGGGAUGAUAUUUUGCAUUUCCAGCCUGUAAUGCUGGGGUGGGAAAUAUUUUUUAAAAGCUUCCCAAAGGCCAGGGUGGGUUUACUUUGAAAACUGCUCCUUUAAAAUGCUGGAUUUUCAGGGAUUUCUUUCUGGAGUCACUUCCCCCAUCUCAAAUGUGUGCAUUUCUCCACUUCUUCCCAGCAACUUGGGACUGGGGGGGGGGGGUCCACCUUUAUUGGAUGUGGGCCUCCCCCUUUUAAAAAAAUCCCGAAUGUUUUAUGGUGCAAAAACAAAACAAAACAAAAUAUGUUCAGCUACAGAGAAUGCAGAGGGUGAUUUCUUAUUAAUUUACUGUGUUGGAGAUUGUUGCUAUUUUUCCCUUGCAUGAACACACAGUCUGCACCCUGGAAGUAUGUCACUUGCAGAUGGAUUUUGGGGAGGUAACAAUUCCCAUCAUGCACAGCUGUCUGCUUCCCUCCCCUCAUCCCAAGGGAGGUGCAGGAGAGAGCAAAACAACUCUGCAGCCUCACGCAUUCACUAUUUCAAUGUCUUUCACUGUGCUGGAUGACUUUUUCCUCCAAAAUUUAGAAAACUCAAUCAGCCAGCAUUGUUCAGUCAGUCCUAUGUGCAGGAAAAAUUAAAGUCUGUGUUUCUGUAACCCUUUUCAUUUCUUGGAGGGAGGGGAAAUGAAUUUGUGUUCUUUUUUAUGAUGGUUAUUCAAGGGAAGGGAGAAAAUAGCCUUUUGUUGUAAAAAGGUGGCUUUUUUCGGUCUGCCAUCCACUUCACAUUAAGCACUGUGUAUUGAAGGACGCAUUGCCAAACAAUUAUUUUUCCCCUUUGUAUCUCUGUAUAUUUUUGUGUGUGCGCAUACUGAAUUGUAUAUCACCGGGUAAAACUGUUCAGAUUUGUUUAAAUUUAUAAUCUUAAUAAAAAGGCCAAUUAUAAAAAGUUA
This is a messenger RNA of Candoia aspera, 2907 nucleotides long. It is a transcript of the gene IER5L, whose product is annotated as immediate early response 5 like. The transcript has a single exon. Lineage: Eukaryota; Metazoa; Chordata; Lepidosauria; Squamata; Candoiidae. The coding region runs from base 284 to 1405 and encodes 373 amino acids. The record is from RefSeq and is a predicted model, not a curated record.